This is a messenger RNA of Penicillium malachiteum, 6105 nucleotides long. RefSeq names its product involucrin repeat protein (gene lah). The transcript has 2 exons. Lineage: Eukaryota; Fungi; Ascomycota; Eurotiomycetes; Eurotiales; Aspergillaceae. Bases 1 to 6105 code for a protein of 2034 amino acids. The record is from RefSeq and is a predicted model, not a curated record.
AUGUUCAAAGCCCUUAUGGGCGGGGGCCGAAGUACGGUCAGCUCUAGCUCAAAGAGUAGCCGCCGCCGAGCCGAUUCCACGAAAUCUUCCCAUAGCCGCAAAUCCUCACGGGGUGACGACCGUGAUCGUGGUUUAGAAGAUGCGCCUUACUCCCCCUCGGCCUCAGGCAGCAGACGUGGUCCGCCCAGUGCUGCCGGCGAUUCUGUCGCAUCCUCCUAUGUGACCGCUGAACCGGAAUCUAUGAUCAGUCCCGACCGUAUCAUUGAACGAACCCCAAAACGAAGAGAUAGCGAUCGAGAAAGUAAGAGCUCUCGCCGCCGUGCCCGCGAUCGAUCUGAGAGCCGAGAGCGUGAUAUGCGGAAUAGUAGUCGAGCGAUUGAUGAAGGAAUGGUCGAGGAUCGGGAUGACCAGCGCGACCGUCGCGAGCGCCAGCGCACACAACCUGGAGCUCCCUAUGUUCCACCAAUCUCUGCAUCCAUGUCGCCAAGCGCACCGGUUGCGCAGUUUGCUACGGACAUGGGUGCGCCUGGUUUCUCCCAAUUCCCUGGCCAAUAUGAUCAUCCCGCCGUGUCAGGAUCUGGAUCCCCUCACCAUAAUCCCUCACCGGCACCAUAUGAUCCACAUGUACAGCAGCAAUUCCCUGGUCAGUUCCCAACUGAGGUGGCAGCACCGUAUUUUCCUCCUAAUAAUCCUGCAGGUGCGGCAGCGGACUACUAUGGCGAUCAAGGCCAGUCUGUUUCUGAACAGCCGGGCAUUCGACCUCACAAGCCGGAGAUUAUUCCUAACAGCCAGGCACAUUUGAUGGCCGCUUCCCCGAUUGCGAACCCUCCGCCGGAGCCAAGCAGUAUUGGUCAGGUUGGCGCCGCCGCUUCUUAUUUUGAUGAUGAUUUUCAAGUUCCCGAGGCACCACCGAAGAUUUCUUCCAAGCCGCCAAAGCCUGGAAAGGUGUCUUCGAAGCCCUCCAGACCUUCAUCGCAGCUAAGCAAGCCUCCUUUGUCAGGUGCUGCCCCGUCUGUUGCUGCUGCCGCCGCAGCUGGAGCUGCUGCUUAUGGAAUGAGCAGUGGUAUGUCUUCAUACCAGAGUCACAGCGAAUCUCAAACCGAGAUCACAACUGCCCAACACUCUACUUCGUACUCGCAGCCGGCUGGUCCAAGUACCAGCAAACCUCCUCCCCCUCAGUCACAUGGCAUCGGCACUGGUUUUGGUCUUGCGGCUGCAGGUGCAGCUGCAGGAUAUAUGCUUGGUCAUGAACAUCAUCCCGCUAAUACUGGAGCUCAGCCCCAAUGGCAGGUUCAGAACUUUGAUCAGCCAUCUCCAUCCGGGAUGCCCCUUCAAGAAUCCCCAUCCGCAAUGCCUCUCCAAGUCCUGCCGGAUAUGCCAUGCAAAAUCCCGGGUUUUACCCCCCAUGGCACUGGUGCCCUUGCUAUGCGACAUCGCCCCCAGGGUCCAGUGUCAAAGUUUGCAGACUUCUGGCGUGAUCCCGAAGGUGUCGGUCGGUUUGAAGACUACACAGAAACCAUUGGUGUUUGCAAGUAUUGCUUUGAACCGGGCACGACUUCCCUUGAUGCGCCUCGCAAGCAUCACUACCAUGCCCGCCGUCACUCUUCUGAUCGCUACAGCAGUAGCAGCUCUUCUCGGGUGGACAAGCUUAGUCGAUACCAUUCCUCCGAGGAUGAAAGUCGUCGUCGCAAAAGAUCAAGCCGAUCAAAUAAGUCUUCUUCUUGGCUUCCUGGAAUGCUGGCUGGGGGUCUCUUUGCUGGCAAAGAAUUCAAGGACUCUUACCGCGUUCGCUCUAGCACUUCUCAAGAUGAUCGUGUUUCUUAUGACACCGAGUCCGUCUCCGUCUCCGACCGCAGGAGUUAUACCUCACGAGGUGUUGUCCGCCGAGCUGGCUCAACUCAUGAACAGUACUACUCCGACUCAAAGCAUUCUCGCCAGAACCGCUCACGAUCCCGGUCGCGAUCAUCCUCUCAGUCCGGUCGCCAUUCUUCUCUUAAAGAGGCAGCGCUGGGUGCUGCUGUGGGUGGAGCUGCUGCGCUAGCUGUUGCAAAAUCACACCAGCGGUCCCGUAGUCGUUCUCCAUCCCGAGUUCAACGGCGAAAAGAAUCUUCCUCCAGUUCGUCUUUUCUUGAUGUUUCCCGGCCUACCAAAUCCGGUGGUGGCUUUACCUCUUUUUUUCUUGCAUCUUCUGAGAACCGCAAAAAGAAGCGGAGCAAGCGCAAAGGAUUCUUCUCUUUCAACAGCUCCUCUUCCUCAUCUCUUGAUGCGGAUCUUGCCUUUGGUACUGGUUUCUUGAAGAAGGCCAAAGCUAGAAAGUCUAAGAAAGAAGGAAAAAAGAAAAAGGAAGAAGAUGUUGAUGCAGCUCUCCUGGGAUUGAGUGCAACAGCCACAGCUCUUGCUGCUUCUAGUGCUUCUCGUCGCACCACUGGCCAGAUUCUUGCCUCCAGAGAAUCUCGUUCCCGUCAUUCUAACUACGCUUCCUCAGCCUAUGAAGAUGAAGAGUGGAUUGAUGAUGAAUCAGAGAGUCAAACCUCCGAUAGUGUUGAGUCCGCUUUAGCAUUUGGAGGCAGCAGUGCUGACUCCAGUUCUGACUCAGGCCGUGGUGGUUGGAGCUUCUUUGGUCUCAACAAGAAAAAGAGCAAGAAGGACAAGAAGAAGAGAUCUUCUGCUACUGACGCCGCUCUUGCUGCUGGUGCUGGAGCCCUUGGAGCCGCAGCCAUUACUUCUAUUGCUCACCAUCGUGACAGUCGUGUUUCAAGCAGUGAUGGAAGUCUCCAACAAGUCUACCCAGUUGCUACUGGUGAUCCUACUCGAUUUGAUGCAACCCAUGUCUCUCCCUCAGUUGUCUCAGCAGAUCAAGCUCCGCUCGUCCGUCCUGGUCCUAUUCCUCUUCAGCAACCUCAGCCUGUUACUCCCGUUUCUCAAGCCGUGUACACUACACAGGGAGGUCUACCUGGAUCUAUUCCUGCUUACGCUACCUCUGAAAUACCUCCUAUCUUCCAACAUGAUCGUGAUCCUCGUCGUAUCCAUCAACGCAGUGACUCUUUCCCCGUUUUCCCUACCCAGGAGCCUUCAUUCUCUGCUCUCAAGCGCCGAUCUACUACUAAGGAUGUCUCGUUUGCAUUGACAGAUGAACAGACUAUGCAGCAGAGUCGUCGUGAAAGAAAAUCAAGGGAUCAAUUCGAUCAAGCUGUUCAAUUGAUUGAUGUUGAAGAAGAGCAGGCCAAGCAAGAGAAGGCAAGACGAGAGUAUGAACGUCGUGAAAUUGAGCGCCAAGAACUGGAGCGCCGAGAAUUGGAGCGCCGUGAAAAUGAACGUCGUGAUCUUGAGCGUCGUGAUCUUGAGCGCCGCGAACUUGAGCGCAGAGAGUAUGAGCGUCAAGAAUUUCAGCGCCAAGAAGCUGAGCGUCAAGAGGUGGAACGCCUGGAAGCCGAGCGCCAAGAGCUGCGUCAUCGCGAACAAGAGGAUGAAGAGCGUCGCAUUCGUGAGGCUGCCAAAGAAAAAGAAUCCUCUCGGAUGAAAGACAUUGCUAUUGGUGCUGUGGGCGGUAUUAUUGCCGAUACCGUCAUGUCUCAUGAGGCAGAUGAUGCAGCUGCUUCUGAGGCUAGUUCAGACCGUUACAGCAAGCGCCGAGAGAAGCGUCGCAAGGAGCGAGAGCAAAGCCGCCAAGAGAUGGAAUCAUCAGUCAUCACUCGCACGGAUGUUGUUGUGCCUGUCGAUGAUGUCCCCUCUGUGGAGCAUGAAGUAGACCCUAGGAUGAGUCCGUCUCGUCGCAGCCCUCGGUCCUCCCCUGUUUAUGAAAGCUAUGCCGACUUCUAUGCCCCGCAGGAGCUCCGCCAUAGCCCCGAUCACGAUACGCACUCCACAGAUCAGCCUUCAAUUGUUGAAGUGGUACCUGCAAGUGAGCGUCGCGAUCGUCAACAGAUUAUUUUCUCUGAUGAGCUUAAAAACGGUCCACUUUUCGGCCCAGAGCCAUAUGAGAAUCGUGCUCUUCCUUGGGAAGUCCCUUCACUCUGCCUCAUCAAGCCUACUCCUGAUCAGAGUGUGAAUGGUUCUGUGACUGGCGCAGCAUCACCAAUUGGACAAAAUGUGGUUACCGAGGACCCUGAGCGUGAACGACAGCGUGAGCCAGAGCCAGAGCCUCAGCCUGAGCCCCAACCCCAGUCACAAGCCGAGCCUGAAGUUGAGCCUGCACCCGAGCCUUUGGAGUCACCUGACCCUCUUUAUGAAGAUUGGUUCAUCAUUUCCUCCAAGGACCGAAAGAAGCGUGAAAAGGUGUUGAAACGCAAGGGUCUUCCUAUUCCUGGAAAGGAUGGCUUUGAGCUACCCUCUGAUAACGCGCCUGAGCCCGAACCUGAGGUCGUAGCUGAGUCUGAAUGGAAACCCCAACGCUCUACUACUGGCUCUCGGGUCUCCUGGGGUCAUGACAAAACUCACGAAUAUGAAGUUCUUUCCUCAUCUGAGCAUGAACCCACCGAUCACGACAUCUCUCCAUUUGAGGACUCUCCCAAGGAGUUCUCUGUGGCUGAAUCUACUGAAAAGUCGAAGAGUUUCAGUGAAAGACAGAAUUUUGGAGAGGACAUUGAAUUCGCAGCCAUUCUUGCUGCUGGAACCCAAGCAGCUGGAUUUGAUUCUUCGGUUGUCCUGAAUGAUCCUAAGUUCCAUACCCGCACUUCACCUCCCGGAUCAGAGGAUGAGGGAACUUUCUCUUCUCGCUCGAAGUGGACUGAAGAGCAAAGUCAGCCGCAAGGAUUUGUUGUGAGUGAGAUUGAGAGUGAGAAACCUAGUCUGCCUGCAGAUGUUCAAGCAAUUGAGCGGCAUGUUACUCAGGGCGAGCCAUUUUAUUCCGAGCCCUUGCCUCUUGCCAAGGAUACCUCCUCUCUAGUAGAGUCUCGCGAGCCCACGUCAAUAGCUGAAAAGGUCAUGGAAGAGCUGAAUGCAAAGAGUGACCGUCCUGCCUACGCUGAGAACGAUGUCUUCUCUAUGCCUGGUGGAUUUGACACCCCUGAGGUCUUUCGCGAUCUCGCCCAGUACCGUGAUGAUUCUCGCUCUGUUUUCUCUGCUCCUGUCGAGAGAGAAGUCGAGACGUCGACAAAGUCCAAGAAUUCCCGUCGCAGUGGCGAUAAAUUUGAGUUACUCCGUGAUGUUGCUGCUCCUGCUGCUGCUGCAACCGCCGCAGCGAUUGCUGCCGAGAGCGUUGAUCACCAUGAAGAAGAGGAGAAAGACAGGAAGAAGCAUCGCAAGCGUCACUCUAAGCGUGACAGUGAGACAUUCUCUCUCCCCGACGAUAAUGAUGAUGCCCGGUCUACAGUGACCGUUGAUGAUAAUGAAGAAAAGUCCGAACGCCGCAGACGUCGUCACCGCUCCUCUCGCGAUAGUGAUGUCGCCUCCGUUCGUGAUGAUAAUGAUGAUACCCGCUCUGUCGUAACCGUUGAUGAUGGGGAAGAGAGAUCCGAGCGUCGCAGACGCCGUCACCGCGACAGCGAUACUUUCUCAGUUCGCGAUGAGGACGAUGACGAAAAAUCUGAGCGUCGUCGACGCCGUCACCAUUCCUCCCGUGACAGUGACAUUGUCCCUGUAGACGAUGAUGCUGCCUCUGCGGUGACUGCUCCUGAGCUUGAUGGAAACUCCGAGCGCCGCAAGCAUCGUCAUCGCUCUUCUCAUGACAGUGGGUUCGAUGACGCUGCCUCUAUCACUUCUUCUCCUGCCAGAAUUGAUGAGCGGGAGAAACGCCGAGAAAAAGAUGACAAACAGAAGUCUAGUAAUAUUCUACGCAGUCUUUUUGGCUCUCGAGUCUCGACUACGGAGAAGCGUUCGUCUUCGCGUACAUCUUCUCGAUCUUCUUCAGUAGACAAGCGUCCUUCUCGUGAUGCUGUUUCUGAAGCUGGUGUUGAUGAAGAGAGACGCCGGCGCAAGAAGCAUCAUCGUCAUCACAGCUCCAGUGGAGACAAGUAUGAUGACUAUGACUCUGACAAGGUAAGCGUGAAGAGUGAAGCAAAUCUGGAGGAGUACAGAUCCAAGAGACAAGAGAAGGAAGAGAAGCGUCGACAACGCUAUGAAGAUAUUGUCGAUUCGGGGCGCCGCCGGGAAUCUGAGAAGGUAUAA